Molecule: messenger RNA, 1230 nt
Organism: Leptopilina heterotoma
Lineage: Eukaryota; Metazoa; Arthropoda; Insecta; Hymenoptera; Figitidae
Product: odorant receptor 13a-like
Exons: 9
Coding region: 91-1158 (355 amino acids)
Biological process (GO): sensory perception of smell; detection of chemical stimulus involved in sensory perception of smell
Cellular component (GO): plasma membrane
Molecular function (GO): olfactory receptor activity; odorant binding
Source: RefSeq, a predicted model, not a curated record
UCCUACUAUCGACUGAAUAAAAUUCUUUUAUCUAUCAUUGGACAAUGGCCAUUUCAAUCAAUCAAGAGAGCUCGUAUUAUAUUUUUCAUUAUGAUGACAUUUUUAUUAUCUCAACUUUAUUUACAGAUUACUUCUAUGAUAAAUUAUUGGCCAGAUAUGGAUAUGGUUGUUGAAAGUAUUUUGCCUCUUAUAAUAGCCACAGUUUGUACAGCAAAAAUAAGUAAUUGUAUAAUAAACAAGAAAAAGAUGAAAGAACUUUUAAUAAGAAUGCAAAAUCAUUGGACGUCUUUGUACGACUUAUCGGAUAUUCAAAUUUUAAGAGAUUAUGCAUCAGAUAGUCAAAAUAUGACCAUAAUUUAUUUAAGAAUCAUGUAUGGUGCUUUGUUUAUUUUCGUUCUUAUUCCAACGCUUCAGUCAAUUGGAGAAAAUGUAAUACCUGGACAAAAUGAAACCUAUCCUUUGCUAUUUCCAGUCGAGAAUAUUAUAAAUGUGAAAAAGUAUCAUAUAUAUUUGUUGGUUCAUUCUUAUAUUAGUACAUUUUAUUUUAUAACAAUAUUGCUAUCGGUAGACACAAUGUUUAUAACGUACGUGUCACAUUGCUGUGGAAUGUUUGAAAUUAUAGGGCAUCGACUGAAAAAUAUAACAGCAAAAGGUAUUCAAAAUUCUGUGGAGUGGCGUGAUAAUUCAGAUGAUGACGUUCAUAGGGAAAUAAUAAAAUGUGUUAAAAGUCAUAUUGACAUUUUGCAUUUUGCAGAUCAAAUUCAAUCUGCAUUUUCAAAAUCUUUUCUUUUUCAAAUGGGAUUCAAUAUGAUUGUAAUAAGUGUCACGGGUGUACAGAUUGUCUUGAAUAUGGAAAAUCCGGAUCAAGCAAUGAGAUGGCUUCCGUGUGGGCUCGGUCAAAUAUUACAUGUAUACAUGCAUAGUUUACCAUGUCAAAAAUUAAUUGAUCACAGUCUUAGCAUGCAGAAUGCUGUUUACUUUAGUCCAUGGUAUUCAUUUCCAUUAAAAUCAAGACCUCUGAUAAAAAUAAUUCUUAUGAGAGUACUUAUUCCUUGUCAAAUAACGGCUGGAAAAUUGUAUGUUAUUUCUAUGGAAAGUUUCGGUGUGGUACUCAAAACAUCAAUGUCUUACUUUACUCUCUUCUUGUCUGUAAGAUAAUUAUGCAAACAUUUUGGAAGAAAGUAAAAUUUUAUCAACUAUUUAAAUUUGGUAUUAUUAUUUAGUAUUAUC